Macroventuria anomochaeta is the source of this 1518-nucleotide messenger RNA. RefSeq lists its product as uncharacterized. Gene Ontology annotation, biological process: regulation of DNA-templated transcription. Gene Ontology annotation, molecular function: DNA-binding transcription factor activity, RNA polymerase II-specific; zinc ion binding. NCBI's taxonomy places the organism in Eukaryota, Fungi, Ascomycota, Dothideomycetes, Pleosporales, Didymellaceae. The record is from RefSeq and is a predicted model, not a curated record. The transcript has 2 exons. The annotation marks the transcript as partial.
CGCAAAUUCCACACCAAGGUCAAAACUGGCUGCAAGACAUGCAGGAUACGCCGUGUAAAAUGUGACGAGAAGCGGCCCGGUUGCCUCAAGUGCACCAGUACAGGCCGCACUUGCGAUGGCUACAUCCUGAAUCAGAUCGACUACCAAACACAAGUGUCCGGCUAUGCUCACAUGAGACUGCUGACUCCGAGCCAAGCGCUGACAACGCUUGUGGAGCCUGACGGUCAUGUUCACUACUUGGAAUUUUACUACCAUUGUGUUGGGCCUAUGCUCUCUGGUCGUUUCGACACAGAGUUCUGGUCGCGCACAAUACUGCAAAUGGCACAUGCUGAUCCUGGUGUUCGCUGUGCAUUGAUAGCUCUGGCGCACUUGAACCAGCAAGAGAAUGGCAGCUUGCAGCAUGCUCGGCAAACUGCAGCCAACGAAAACAAGUCUGAACGCAGGCUGUUCUGGUCAAACUACAAUAAGGCUAUCAGACACCUUGUUGACCAAAUGGCUCAGCCAGCGUUUUCAGCGGAAGUAGGACUCGUAAUCUGUCUGCUUUUCGCCUGCAUAGAGUUCCUACAAGCAGAACCCCACACAGCGUUCACUCAUAUCAGGAGUGGAUUGAACAUCGUGGCCGAGCUGAGACAACAGAACAAGACUGGUUCGUUGACACAGGCAAUUGAACCACGCCAGGUGCGAAUCAGCGUGCGAUCAAACAUGAUCGAACAAACACUGGUGCCUAUCCUUACUCAAGCUCUGGCAUCUGCUCUUCCCUACGGCGCAAGCCUUGACAAAGACUUCACUUUCCUUGAGUCUUGCCCACAAUACUUCCAAGGGCAUGCUUUUACCAGCCUAAUCGAUGCCCGGUCUUCGUUCUUUGAUCUGCGGAACGCAGCCAUUCUGCUAGCGCGGGAUAUGGCAGUCAAGCUGUACGGGUUGACGCCAGUAACACCGGCAGACCACAGGCGCCGAGAUCUUAUUCUGGAGCGCCACCGCAUUUGGCUGCGAGCUCUGCAAGCUUUCGAAAGUUCACAAGAAUUAUCUAAGAGGGACAUGCUGGCUAUCAGUGCCCUCAAGCUUGGAUACUGCUCCAGCUUCACCGCUUGCUCUUGUAUAAUGGACAAGACCCAACUGUCGUUCGACGCGCACCUCGCCAACUUCCAAGCUCUUGUUCGGCACGCUAGGGAUCUGACCAACUCGCUGGACCUGGACCGCCGCCGCCGACCAAGUCGAGCAUCCAAUGCUGCCGCCAACUUCACUUUCGACACCUCCUUCAUCCCUGCGCUCUUCUAUACUGCCAUACGUUGUCGCUGCCCUACUACGCGCCGCCAAGCUGUUAGUUUACUGGACCUUGAUCUGCCGCGCGAAGGCCUCUGGGAUCCGGAGCAGCACCGAAUCGUAGCUGAGCGUGUGAUCGAAAUCGAGGAAAUGGAAGUCGAUGCGAACGGCUGGCCCACAGAAGCGUCGAGGCUUUGCAUGAGCAGUGUUGGGACCGAUGUUGAUGAGUACAAUGGAUUCCAGGCGAACUUCUUG